Bactrocera latifrons is the source of this 3207-nucleotide messenger RNA. RefSeq names its product steroid receptor seven-up, isoforms B/C (gene svp). The coding region runs from base 471 to 2903 and encodes 810 amino acids. Gene Ontology annotation, molecular function: RNA polymerase II cis-regulatory region sequence-specific DNA binding; nuclear receptor activity; zinc ion binding. Gene Ontology annotation, biological process: regulation of transcription by RNA polymerase II; anatomical structure development; cell differentiation. The record is from RefSeq and is a predicted model, not a curated record. Lineage: Eukaryota; Metazoa; Arthropoda; Insecta; Diptera; Tephritidae. The transcript is spliced from 4 exons.
UACGCGAACUGUGAUUCAGAAUAUAUAAAUUGUAAAAAAAAAAGAAAUGUUGAUUAAUUCUUAAUAUAUUUUCCAGCGCAGCAACGCGUUGUCUACAAAAAGUGUUUACAAGAAAAUCUUUUCCGACCAUAAAAAAUAAUAAAGUGGAAAUAUACAAUGUAUAUGAGUGUUUUGAAAAGAAAUUAAUUCAUCAUUCAAAAAAUGAAUGCUGGCUAAAAGAAUAUACAGAUAAAAUACAAAAUUAAAUGGAUUGACAGUUCUGAUGUUUUGCRUAUGUUUCAUUUUGUGAAAUUAAAAAAGUAUUAAAAAAUCACGCAGUGCGAAUAAACGCGCCAAUAUACACUUGAUUACAAUACACAUAUAUACACCAUCUGGGCUAACCAGUAAAACGGUACCGUCCCGUCUACCGUUGACGGGAUAUUUGCAAAGUGCAUACUUCAUUUCCCUCUUACACCCCGCAAGCCGCCAAAAUGAUCACUCACAAUUCGUUGAGCGUGUAUGGUGGCGGCGUCAUGUGCGCGUCCCCAUCCACUGCUCCUGGUUUCUUUAAUCCCCGACCGCAGUCCGGUGCAGAGCUGUCCGCUUUUGAUCUCGGUCUACCCCGCUCCAUGGCGCUGGGCGUUCCACCGCCCUCUGCAUGGCACGAUCCCAAYCUCGGCGGCCAUUUGCAUGCUUCCGCUGGACCCGGCUCGUUGACGGGCACAGCAGGUGCAGGUGGCAGUUCGGUGAGCACUGGCGGCGGCACAACACCAUCAAGCGUUGCCAGUCAACAGUCGGCCGGUAUCAAGCAGGACAUUUCUGGACUGGCGGGUGCCGGCGGUCAAUCCAAUACACACAACCAAAGCGGUCACCAUGCAAUCAAAGAGGAUCUCUCCAGCCUGACGGCGGCUUCAGCAGCGGCUAGUGCAGCAGCGCACCAUGCAGCGGCAGUACAUCAUGCCGCGGCUGUCCAACAAAAUCAUGGCCAGGAAUUGGGAGUCAUGAUCAAAGGCCAACAGGCGGGAUCGAGUUGUUUAGGUGCGAGCAGUACAGCGGGCGGGGGAGGAAAUAGCGGCGGCGGCGGUGGAAGCACAACGCCUAGUUCCCAGGCGAAUAGUUUACAUUCACAGAGCAGUAACAGCGACUCGAAACAGAACAUGGACUGCAAACAAAACAUCGAGUGUGUGGUGUGCGGAGAUAAGAGCUCCGGCAAACACUACGGCCAAUUCACCUGCGAAGGUUGCAAAUCGUUCUUCAAGCGCUCGGUGCGCCGCAACUUAACGUACUCGUGUCGGGGGAGCAGAAAUUGCCCGAUCGACCAACAUCAUCGAAACCAAUGUCAAUAUUGCCGUUUAAGAAAGUGCCUGAAAAUGGGAAUGCGACGCGAAGCUGUUCAGCGCGGUCGUGUGCCUCCCACUCAGCCCGGCUUAGCCGGAAUGCAUGGUCAAUACCAGCUAGCGAAUGGYGAUCCUAUGUCUGUUGCCGGAUUCAAUGGUCACUCCUAUCUUAGUUCCUAUAUUUCAUUGUUACUGCGCGCAGAACCCUACCCAACAUCCCGAUAUGGUCAAUGCAUGCAACCGAACAAUAUUAUGGGUAUCGACAAUAUCUGCGAACUGGCCGCGCGUUUACUAUUUUCUGCCGUCGAGUGGGCCAAGAACAUACCGUUUUUUCCUGAGUUACAAGUGACAGAUCAAGUGGCCCUGUUACGUCUGGUUUGGUCCGAACUAUUCGUCUUAAAUGCGAGCCAAUGUUCAAUGCCGUUACACGUGGCACCACUGUURGCUGCUGCAGGUCUGCACGCAUCGCCGAUGGCGGCGGAYCGCGUGGUGGCAUUCAUGGACCAUAUACGCAUCUUCCAAGAACAGGUGGAAAAAUUGAAGGCGUUGCACGUCGACUCGGCUGAAUAUUCCUGUCUCAAAGCGAUUGUGCUCUUCACCACUGGUAAGUUGUUGGACAUCCUUUACCGGGAUAUUCCGGCGCUGCUUACUAAAGUUUCAGCUAAAGUGUGCUCCAAUGCAGAUCUGUUGCACGAACAAGUGUUGUUGGUAGUGCGCGAUCAUCUCGAAGAACUCAAUCGRCUAGAAACAGAAUCUCAACAGCACACUUCGGCGGCCGCUUUUCACCUGGCUGCAUUUAUGAAGAGUGUAGCUGGUGUUGAAGCGGUCACGCAAAAUGUAUGCCUGGCUACUGAAAAUUCAGCUAUCACACCGUCUACGGCGACGUCUAGAUCAAUAGUAGAUCAGAAUGCUGGAAAUACUGAUCAUUAUCAAGGAAACGAUGAUCGGAAGCCUACAUCGCAGCAGCUCGCCAYAAGCUCGGCAAACGGUCUGGGACACUCAGCUACAAGUGCUUUCAGCUCUUGUGCACCAAGUCACAAAACCUCGGGUCAGUUGACCAGCACUGACGAUUUACUUGCUGCCUUAUAUGCCAGUGCUAACUCUGCGGCCCCAGUCACCACGAAUUCUAACACUACCAACUCAACCACAUCUACCUCGAAUGCGAGUCACAACAAUAGCAGUGGUCUGGGCGCUUCUAUCAAUACUCAAUCGCAAAUCGGUUCGUCCCUUCUAAAUAACCUAACCGCUUCGCCUUUGAGUAAUAGCGCCAUACAAACCACUGUCGCUGCCUCCCCUGGUACCGCAGUUAGUAAUCAUGGUGGGACAUAUCAAUCGCCGCAUCCRACUUCUUCUCAACACCAAUACAAUGCACAUACCCAUUCGCAGACGGCACAAGAUCAACAACAAGCCGCAGCGGCAGCUGCCACAGCGGCUAUGUUCUAUCAGACGCCGCCACGUUCUGCCUUCGGUUCGGCUUUUGAUAUGUUCCAUCAUAGCACACCAUUCGGUGUGAGUAGUGGCGCUUCGUUCGGUAGUCCCAGUUAUAGAUACUCGCCGUACAGUUUUGGCAGUAGGUGGCAAUUGUAGUUUGAACUAAGAAAAUAGUUGCAAAAUUUGAGGCAAAUCAAAGUUGUUAUAACUGCCGUAGAAUUUGGAUCACAUAGCGUUUAGUCUAGUCCACAUAGCAUAUUACGUGUUAGUCAUACUCAUACCAUAUAUACGAUAAGUGAACGCGGCGAAGCGCAGCCGAGUGUUGAACUCGGUCGGUCAGUGWAUAGAAGCAGAUCGUUCGUAACGAGCUGUUAUUAGAUUCUUAAUUAGACAUAGAACGCUGUAGUUUAAAGAGAUUAGUUGUAUAUUUUGUUAGACGUUGCAAUCACCUUAUUUAAUU